Molecule: messenger RNA, 4743 nt
Organism: Fusarium vanettenii 77-13-4
Lineage: Eukaryota; Fungi; Ascomycota; Sordariomycetes; Hypocreales; Nectriaceae
Exons: 4
Coding region: 1-4743 (1580 amino acids)
Biological process (GO): transmembrane transport
Cellular component (GO): membrane
Molecular function (GO): ABC-type transporter activity; ATP hydrolysis activity; ATP binding
Source: RefSeq, a predicted model, not a curated record
AUGGCUGACGAGAGACCUACUCCUCGGGAUGAGGAUAUUCCGGGCGGUUUCCCCGUCACGCCCAGUGUCAACUCGAUUGACCAGUUGACCCCGACUGGUGAUACGGCACACAGACUCGAAGCCGGCAUCUCGGGGCGUCAUGGCCCGGCCACCUCCGGCUGGGGGGAACCGCCACAGACGCCGAAUGUGCACCAGUACUACGAUGUGAUUGAGGGGGGCCAAGAUGAGAAAACAUGGCACACGCACGAGCAGGAGGAAGAUGAGAACUCGUCUUCCAGUACCAUCCUACCACGCGGGGUCUCAACCGACGAGAAACGCAAAGAGACUGCAGUUGCUGGCGAACCUUCACCAACCGACGCCCCAUCCUCCCCCGACGAACCAAUCUUUUCGCCCAUCAAGUCCCAGUCAAACGAUCCAGAAAAAGAACGACCCAACCUCGAGAGAAAGAGGACAAUCCGCACCGAAGAUGACCUCUUCCGCGUUCUAUCCCGUCGCAAGACGUCUGCGAGCACACCCGAGGAGGAACAAGAAGAACACGAAGAACUCAACCGUCUAAUGUCGCGCAUCUUUGGCCAAGCCCGGCAGAAGCAGAGCGAGGGCGAAAAGACGCGCCACAGCGGAGUCAUCUUUCGCCGUCUCACCGUCCGCGGAGUCGGCCUCGGCGCAAGCCUCCAGCCCACCGUGGGUGACCUUUUCCUCGGACUCCCUCGGACACUUUCGAAGCUGUUCACUCAAGGUCCAAAGGCGGCGCUUGCCAAGCCGCCUGUGAGAGAUCUGAUUAGUGACUUUGAUGGGUGUGUGCGUCCAGGGGAGUUGCUCCUCGUGCUGGGCAGACCCGGGGCUGGUUGUAGCACGUUUCUCAAGGCGUUUUGUAACCAGAGGGCUGGCUUUGAGGCUGUUGAGGGGGAGGUUACGUAUGGAGGUACUGAUGCGGGGACUAUGGCCAAGGACUUUCGGGGAGAGAUUAUUUACAACCCGGAAGACGAUUUGCAUUACGCUACCUUGUCGGUCAAGAGGACUCUUCAGUUUGCGCUGCAGACGCGUACGCCUGGAAAGGAGGAUCGACUCGAGGGUGAGAGCCGUGCGGAUUACGUCCGCGAGUUUCUGCGAGUUGUCACGAAGCUGUUUUGGAUUGAACAUACCCUUGGAACAAAGGUUGGCAAUGAGUUCAUCCGUGGUGUGUCUGGCGGGGAGAGGAAGCGAGUCAGCAUCGCCGAGGCCAUGAUCACCAGAGCCUCAGUCCAAGGAUGGGACAACUCCAGCAAAGGUCUCGAUGCGAGCACAGCUGUUGAAUACGUCAAGUCGAUCCGCGCCAUGACGAACAUGGCCGACACUUCGACCGCCGUGUCUCUCUACCAAGCUGGCGAGACUCUAUAUGACCUCGUCGACAAGGUCUUGCUCAUCGACCAUGGCAAGUGCCUAUACUUUGGACCCUCGGACAAUGCGAAGAAGUACUUUUUGGAUCUUGGGUUCGAGUGCCCUGAGCGAUGGACCACAGCCGACUUUUUGACCUCUGUCACGGACGAGCAUGAGCGCAGUGUGCGAAGCGGCUGGGAAGAUCGCAUCCCACGCACCGCAGACGAAUUCGCCGAAGCUUACCGUCGAAGCGACGCGUACCAAAAGAAUCUUGAGGAUAUUGACGAUUUCGAGUCCGAGCUUGGCCAUCGAGCCGAGGAACGUCGCAGACAUGAGUCGGAACGGACCAAGAAGAAGAACUACGAGAUUCCCUUCCACAAACAGGUACUCGCCUGUACGCACCGACAGUUCCUCGUCAUGACAGGCGAUAGAGCCUCGCUGUUUGGUAAAUGGGGCGGUCUUCUCUUCCAAGGUCUCAUUGUGGGAAGUCUUUUCUACAACCUCCCCGAGACAGCCGCGGGCGCGUUUCCUCGCGGUGGUACACUUUUCUUCCUGUUAUUGUUCAAUGCCCUUCUUGCUCUUGCCGAACAAACCGCUGCGUUCGAGUCCAAGCCAAUUCUUCUCAAGCACAAGUCCUUCUCCUUCUAUCGGCCAUCCGCAUUUGCUAUAGCGCAGACCGUGGUCGACAUUCCCAUGGUGUUUAUCCAAGUUUUCCUGUUCAACAUCAUCAUCUACUUCAUGUCCAACUUGGCCCGUACGGCGUCGCAGUUCUUUAUUGCGACGCUGAUCCUAUGGCUCGUCACGAUGGUGACGUAUGCUUUCUUCCGGGCCAUCUCGGCGUGGUGCAAGAGUCUUGACAUCGCGACUCGGUUCACGGGUUUGAGCGUACAGAUUGUCAUUGUGUAUACAGGCUAUCUGAUCCCUCCUGACUCGAUGCGUCCUUGGUUCGGUUGGCUGAGAUGGAUCAAUUGGAUUCAAUACGGAUUUGAGUGCCUGAUGGCCAACGAAUUUACCGGCCUUAGCCUUGAAUGCUCUCCGCCGUACCUAGUCCCGCAAGGCCCCAACGCUCAGUCGCAGUACCAAGGUUGCACCCUGCCGGGCUCAACUCCUGGAGCUUCUUCUGUCGGGGGAUCAGACUAUAUCCAGCAGUCGUUCAGCUACACUCGAGCUCAUUUAUGGCGCAACUUUGGCUUCCUGUGGGCCUUCUUCCUCUUCUUCGUCUUCCUCACAGCUCUCGGCAUGGAACUCAUGAAACCCAACGUCGGAGGCGGCGCCAUCACCGUCUUCAAGAGAGGCCAAGUUCCCAAGGCCGUUGAAGAGUCAAUUGACACUGGCGGUCGUACCAAGAAUGAGAAGAAUGAUGAAGAAGCUGGUCGCGUUGUUUCUCUUGCGGAGGGUGUGACUGCUGAGAGGACAAAGACGGAUCAGCAGCUCACUAAGGAAGUUGGCAAGAAUGAGACUGUGUUUACGUUUCAGAACAUCAACUACACGAUUCCAUAUGACAAGGGACACAGGAAGCUGCUUCAGGACGUCCAGGGCUAUGUUCGUCCUGGAAAGUUGACUGCCCUUAUGGGUGCUUCUGGCGCCGGAAAGACGACUCUUCUCAAUGCUCUGGCUCAACGACUCAACUUUGGAACAAUCACAGGCGACUUUCUCGUCGACGGUCGGCCUCUUCCCAAGUCGUUCCAGCGAGCGACCGGUUUCGCAGAGCAGAUGGACAUUCACGAGCCAACCUCGACUGUCCGUGAAGCCUUGCAGUUCUCCGCUCUCCUUCGACAGCCCAAGGAGGUUUCGAAAAAGGAAAAGAUGGAGUAUUGUGAGACCAUCAUUGACCUGCUCGAGAUGCGUCCUAUCGCUGGUGCUACCAUUGGUAUUGUUGGACAAGGUCUCAAUGCCGAACAGCGAAAGCGAUUGACAAUUGGUGUCGAGUUGGCUUCCAAGCCUGAGCUUCUCAUGUUCCUCGAUGAACCUACAUCUGGUCUUGACUCUGGCGCAGCGUUCAACAUUGUCCGUUUCCUUCGGAAGCUUGCCGACGCAGGCCAAGCCGUCCUCUGCACCAUCCACCAACCUUCUGCCGUAUUGUUUGAGCACUUUGACGACCUCCUGCUUCUCAAAGCUGGUGGCCGCGUCGCGUAUCAUGGUCCCUUGGGCAGCGACAGCCAGAAUCUCAUCAACUACUUUGAGUCCAACGGAGCUUCCAAGUGUCCACCUGAUGCCAAUCCCGCCGAGUACAUGCUCGACUCCAUCGGCGCCGGAGAUCCUGAUUACAACGGCCAAGAUUGGGGUGAUGUAUGGACCAACUCAUCUGAACGCGAAAAACGAGCUCGCGAAAUCGAAGAAAUGAUUGAGCAUCGUCGCAAUGUCGAACCAUCCCACAGCCUCAAGGACGACCGCGAGUACGCCAUGCCUCUCUCGACCCAAACAUGGGCUGUCGUCCGCCGCUCUUUCAUCGCCUUUUGGAGAUCCCCAGAGUACAUCUUUGGCAACUUUAUGCUGCACAUCCUUACCGGCCUGUUUAACUGCUUUACCUUUUACAAGAUUGGCUUCGCGUCCGUCGACUACCAGAAUAGGUUGUUCUCCAUCUUCAUGACCCUCACCAUCAGCCCGCCUCUCAUCCAGCAGCUUCAACCCGUGUUUCUCAAGUCACGACAGAUCUUCCAGUGGCGCGAGAACAAUGCCAAGAUAUACAGCUGGUUCGCGUGGACCACUGCCGCUGUUGUAGUCGAAAUCCCGUACCGCAUCGUCGCGGGAGGGAUUUACUUCAACUGCUGGUGGUGGGGAGUCUUUGGCUGGCAAGCUUCAAGCUUCACUUCGGGUUUUGCGUUUUUGCUGGUGAUACUGUUUGAGCUGUACUAUGUCAGCUUUGGACAGGCCAUUGCCGCUUUCGCCCCGAAUGAGCUUCUUGCUUCUCUGCUGGUCCCCAUCUUCUUCCUCUUUGUUGUGUCCUUCUGUGGAGUCGUUGUUCCUCCUGCUGGAUUGCCAACUUUCUGGCGAGAGUGGAUGUACUGGCUUACGCCCUUCCACUACCUCCUCGAAGCCUUCCUCGCUGCUGCUAUUCACGACCAGCCCGUCAAGUGCAAGUCAGGCGAGUUUGCACGCUUCAGAGCACCAUCUGGUCAAUCAUGUGAGGAGUACGCGAGGCAAUACAUCCAGCAGGCGGGCGGUUACGUGCAGACAGGUGAAGGGGGACUCUGCGAAUUUUGUCAAUACGCGACUGGAGAUGAAUUCGGUGCUGGGUUCAGCGUCUACUAUAGGAAUAUCUGGCGGGACUUUGGAAUCUUUUGUGGAUUCAUUGUCUUUAACUAUGCGAUCGUGUAUGUGGCGACGUGGUUGAGGUUCAGGGGCAAGAACCCGUUCAAGGGACUGUUGCAGAAGAGAAAGUCUUGA